AUGCUCUGGGCCCUCGGAUUUUUGCUCUCCUUUUGUGGCUUAUUCGUAUGGUUGGAGUAUGGAACCAUGUUCCUUCGCUCUGGAGGCGAGAAGGUCUACUUGGAAGCAGUGUAUAAGAAACCAAAGUACCUGGCGACCUUUAUCUUUGCAACGAACGCGAUUUUAUUGGGGUUUACUUCUGCCAACUGCAUUAUCUUCGCGAAUAACAUCCUAAUUGCAGCGGGCCACGCCCCAGAUAGAUGGGUUGUGCGCGGAAUUUCACUUGGUGCUAUCUGUUUCGUCACCAUCCUUCAUGGGGUGACACCCAAGGUUGGGGUAUAUCUGAUGAAUGUGCUCAGUGUCUCUAAAAUCGCCAUACUCCUCUUCGUCGUUAUCACUGGUUGCGUGGUGCUAUCUGGAAAAAUGCACAUCAAAGAUCCACUUGCAAAUUUCCGUAACAUUUUUUCUGGAAGCUCACAUAGCAGUAACGAUUACCCAACAGCCACUUUCAAAGUCCUCGACGCAUACGCUGGGUGGGAAGGUAUAAAUUACGUUAUGAAUAACGUCAGGAAUCCCGUUCAAACGCUGAAAAUAGCUGGUCCACUUGGACUAGGAAUCUGCGCCGUAUUAUACAUGUUGGCUAACAUAGCUUACUUCGCAGGUGCGACAAAGGAUCAGAUACGCGAGUCCGGCGUCACCGUUGCAGUUCUAUUUUUCAAAAACGUUUUCGGUACCAGGGCAGAGAAGGCUCUAUCUGUCAUCGUUGCGCUGCGGACUCGUUUUCAAGACAUUCGCUUCCUGUCGUGUAAACCAAGAACUAGCGAAAGAAGGCAUCCCACUUCCAUUCGGAAACAAAUUUUAGGCGUCGAAUUGGCCAACGGGGAAAUCCCCGCUGCCCGGACUCAUUAUUCAUUUGAUACCUUCCGUUCGGUCCCCCGCAUGUGUUUCCUGCGCCCCUGA
Molecule: messenger RNA, 939 nt
Organism: Laccaria bicolor S238N-H82
Lineage: Eukaryota; Fungi; Basidiomycota; Agaricomycetes; Agaricales; Hydnangiaceae
Product: APC amino acid transporter
Exons: 10
Coding region: 1-939 (312 amino acids)
Biological process (GO): amino acid transmembrane transport
Cellular component (GO): membrane
Molecular function (GO): L-amino acid transmembrane transporter activity
Source: RefSeq, a predicted model, not a curated record